AGGGUUCCCUCGACCCUCAGAGAAAUUCAAAAAUGUGUCACAAAUUGCUCCCUCUCCCCUAUAUAGUACACUGAUGUGCUCGUCCAAUCAGCAGAUGCCCUCCGCCAGUCAACAGUUUGACUUGACUUGCAUCCCCCCUCUACAGCUCCGGUCUCGUCCCGUGCUGCUGCUUCUGGCGCCACAAAGCUUCGGAGUGGUCCGGUAACGACAUGCACGUUUCAGUAAGGAUCUAUAAUUUACCCUGAGGAAGAGAUUACAAUAACGCGUUUGAUGACGUGUGGGAUCUUUUACCGGGGCGCAAAAGGGACCCGUUUUGUUUUGCAUAAAAUAACGUAAAGCUUUGAGAAGAUUCGGACAGAUGCAGAACCCGUCCUGGUCGUUUUGAGACCCCCUGGAUAUUUUUGUUUUAAAUUUAAAAUGACCAUGCCCGACAAGGUGACCGAAACCCAUGGAUCGACGCGGUCCAAGGUGGUCUCCUCAUUUUACAUCGAAAACCUGCUUGGUUCGAGGAAGGAAUGCGAGUCAGCGGAAAACAAACGAAAAUAUGCCAACGGCACACACAGCAACAGUACAGAGGAUGAGAGCGGGAGGCAGAAUGAGAUGGUCUACCCAAGCCGAGCCCUAGCUGGUCCUCGCAGCCAAGUGGCCAUCAAAGUGCCUGCCUGCUCCCGCCUCGGCGCGGACAGUUCCCCAAGAAGGGAAUCGGCUCUGGAAAUGUAUAAAGGGUGUGGAGCCAGCAACUUAAAACCACUCAGAAGAUCAACCAGUUCCUUGGAGGUUAACCGAAACUCUGGUGACCGUUGCUGCUCCAUCGCAGCCAGCGAACGGGACUCCGUUUCUCCAGUGGUGUCAGAACCCAUGGACCGCAGCAACGAAAGGGACGGGAAAAACGGGGACAGCAGAGUGACAGACGACAACGAUGAGACUCAGAACGUCUUCGAUGAACGAUCGGACCCGGAAGUUCCUUUAGACCCUAACUCGGCCCGAAAGAAGAAAACUAGAACCGUUUUCAGUCGGAGUCAGGUGUUUCAGUUGGAGUCAACGUUCGAUAUGAAACGGUACCUAAGCAGUUCAGAACGGGCGGGCCUCGCAGACUCGCUGCACCUAACGGAAACUCAGGUGAAAAUCUGGUUCCAGAAUCGGAGGAAUAAGUGGAAGAGACAGUUGGCGGCGGAUCUCGAGGUGGCCAAUCUUUCCCACUCAGCGCAGCGGAUGGUCCGAGUUCCCAUUCUUUAUCACGAGAGCUCCACACCAACAACGCUGGGUUUCAACGUCAGCAUGCCCCAGAUCUCGCCACCCCUGGUGGGGUUCCCCAGCCCCGUGAACUAUCCCCUGUCUUCCUUCGCGCACUCAAUGAGUUUGCUGCGCUCGCACAUGACAGGACUUGUGUAAAAAACGAGACUAUUAUUACACUUUUGUUGUUCGUAUACAUGUUAUCAUUAUUCUAUUACUGAGGGUAUACCGAAUUGUGCAAUAACAGCAGUGGCCGCAGUAAGCUUUAGACUAGCUAAAAGGCUAAAAGGUUGCUGCAUCCAAAGAAAAGGCCUACAUUGAUUUAUAGUAAUACACACAGUUUAAAGUGAUACAUUCGUUUUUGGUGUACUUUACAGAUUAAGCCCAGGCCUAUAUAUUCUCGACACAGAAGAAAGCACCGUUCCGCGCAUGCUGGCCGACUGGAGACGCACCAUGUUGGCCUAUAUGUUUUGAAUACACACUUAUUUUUGCAAAUACUUUUAUAUUCAACGCCACAGUUUUUCAACGUUGUCACUUUUUCACAAUAUAGAUCCAA
Molecule: messenger RNA, 1789 nt
Organism: Esox lucius (northern pike)
Lineage: Eukaryota; Metazoa; Chordata; Actinopteri; Esociformes; Esocidae
Gene: hmx1
Product: H6 family homeobox 1
Exons: 2
Coding region: 418-1392 (324 amino acids)
Biological process (GO): negative regulation of DNA-templated transcription; regulation of transcription by RNA polymerase II
Cellular component (GO): nucleus
Molecular function (GO): RNA polymerase II transcription regulatory region sequence-specific DNA binding; DNA-binding transcription factor activity, RNA polymerase II-specific
Source: RefSeq, a predicted model, not a curated record